AAUUAGAACCCCGCCAAGCCCCGCUUUCCAAGAAAGGGACGAGCCUUAUCGAUAGCGAACCUCUUCACAGGAAUCCAGGGACGGGUAUUUGGAAUUGAUAUCACAGCACAUUGUUAUACUCGAUUUGACGACGGCCGUAUCUCAUCCGGCUUGCUAUGGAAACCGAUCCCGAUGUACACCGUGCCAUCUCGCUGAAACCUAGUCCGUUUCACGCCUACCCCCCACGCGCCGAGCGAGAUCACAGUCCCCGCCCUUCCACGACCGAUCGCAACGUCGCGAAAACAGACGGGACCAGCACAGCGCUCGAGACUGGCAAAGGUACAGAUGAACACGAUGCCCAUGCCCGCCACGUCGCUGGUCGGGAGAGCGAUGUCGAGCGCCAGACCCUCCCGCACUAUACCCCCGACAACGACCCCUACCGACUGGCCGCUGCACUGAAGCCUCAGGCGGAACUCGAACGCAUACGAGCAAACACCUCUAGGAAGCGUGACGGCUUUGGACCGAUCACACUCAACAGAGCCGCCAACCGUGCCCGGAAGUUGGAGAAAUUCUACGAAAAGCAAAAUGAGAACAUCGAGCGGCUCCUCAAACCCGUCGACGACCAUCGCCGAGACGCAAAGGAGGAAGAGGGCGCCAACCACCUAAAGUACAGAAUCGCCGUCGUCGGCAGCUUCGUCGCCAAUGUCCUCCUGGCUAUCAUUCAGCUCUACGCCGCCGUGUCGUCCCUGUCUCUCUCCCUCUUCACAACCAUGGCAGAUUCCCUAUUCGACCCCCUCUCGAACCUGACGCUGAUCCUUUGCGCCCGGGCGGUCAAGCGUGUCGACGGCCGCAAAUUUCCCUCGGGAAAGGCACGCAUCGAAACCGCCGGCAACAUCUUCUUCUGCUUCCUCAUGAUCACCGUGUCCGUCGUCAUCAUCGUCGAGUCCAUAAGAGAGCUCGCGACCCACAUCGGCGGCGAGGUCAACGGCUUCUAUCUCCCCUCCGUUAUCGCCGUCUGCAUUGCCUUCACGACCAAAUUCUCCCUAUUCCUGUACUGCUGGGCCAUCCGCAACAAGUACUCGCAAGUCCGGAUUCUGUGGGAGGACCACCGGAACGAUUUGUUCAUCAAUGGAUUCGGUAUCUUGACGAGUGUGGGUGGUGCGAAGCUUAAGUGGUGGAUUGAUCCCAUGGGCGCCAUCGUAUUGAGCGUGCUGAUCAUCUUCCUGUGGUCGAGGACCGCGUACUCCGAGUUCCAGUUGUUGAUUGGCGUGUCGGCCGAUACCCAUAUGUUGCAGCUGAUCACCUACAUCUCGAUGACGCACUCUCCCGCUGUCCUGGGCAUCGACACCGUCCGCGCCUAUCAUUCCGGCCCAAGGCUUAUCGUCGAAGUCGACAUCGUCAUGGACCCUGAGGAGACGCUGCGGGCUACCCACGACAUUGCCGAGGAGCUGCAGAUCAAGUUGGAGAGUCUGCCUAAUGUAGAGCGUGCGUAUGUGCAUGUGGAUUACGAGACGAGCCAUGCGCCGGAGCACUUUCUCAAGAAAGAGCUGUAGGCGGUGAGAAGUAAUGUGAAUACUCGGUGUGCUCGAUACGUCAUAUGGUUUGAUUGCCCGUACAUAUUGUUUAGAGCAGUUGCGCUGUUGAUAGCGAGCUAUUGGGUAUGUAGAGGCUCCACUUUAGAAGUCGUGUUGUGUUACCUUUACUAUAAAGGUGUCGAUAGAUCGCAACUAAUGUUAUCACUCACACACAAGCG
This is a messenger RNA of Westerdykella ornata, 1732 nucleotides long. Its product is annotated as cation diffusion facilitator 1. Gene Ontology annotation, cellular component: membrane. The record is from RefSeq and is a predicted model, not a curated record. Bases 156 to 1532 code for a protein of 458 amino acids. Gene Ontology annotation, biological process: transmembrane transport; monoatomic cation transport. The transcript is spliced from 2 exons. Lineage: Eukaryota; Fungi; Ascomycota; Dothideomycetes; Pleosporales; Sporormiaceae. Gene Ontology annotation, molecular function: monoatomic cation transmembrane transporter activity.